AUGGGAGGAACAGGUAAAUCUAAGGUCAUACAAUCAAUCAAUGCUUACUUCAAACAUACCCUUCAAUGUCAUACCCUUCUUAUAUUGGCUCCAACUGAAAUUGCUACUACCAACAUAUGUGAGAAUAUUUCUGAGAUAGAAUAUGUUAUAAUAGAUGAGAUUUCUAUGAUUGGUCAAGGUCUUUUUGCUCGAUUUCAUGUGUUUGUAAAAAAAUUAAAAGCAAUUGAAGAUUCGACUCUCUUUGCUAGAUUAAAUAUAUUAUUUGUUAGCAAUUUUAUGCAAUUACCCUCUGUAUUAGACUCUGCUCUAUAUAUACCAAAUAAAAUUACCCUUAUUUCUUCUAUUCUUAACUUACAAAAUUAUAAUCUAAUCAAAAAUUCAUCAAAAUGCACAAAAAUAAACAUAAUAUUGACUCUUCAUCAAUUAAUAAUUAUUCUGUUAUUAAUACAACAAGAAGAAAUAUUUGGUUAA
Cetraspora pellucida is the source of this 471-nucleotide messenger RNA. Lineage: Eukaryota; Fungi; Glomeromycota; Glomeromycetes; Diversisporales; Gigasporaceae. The record is from the annotation of a GenBank genome assembly.